AUGGACACUGGCAUCAUUGGACCAGUGACGGUUAUGGAUGGGUUUGUUGAAAAGUUCGGACAUCAGUCCGCAACGAUACAUGGUCUUCUGGUGUCUUCGAUCUUGAUUCCUGCCGCCAUUUCCUCGUUCUUUGCUGGUUAUCUAGCAGACAAAUUUGGUCGCCCCAAAGGAAUUAGCAUAGGAACCCUGAUAUUCGGAAUUGGUGCAGCACUUGAAGCUGGUGCUGUUCAUGUCUCCAUGUUCGUCGUUGGGCGCUGCAUUGAGGGAAUAGGAGAGGGUUUGUACUUGGGCACAUUGGUUGUAUAUAUUUGCGAGAUUUCACCUCCUAAUGUCAGAGGGACUUUGACGACUGGCCCGCAGUUGCUAAUUACUCUAGGCCUGGUGGUUGGAUUUUUCACAUGUUACGGGACUGCUCGGAUCCAAUCCUCCAUGUCAUGGCGGACCCCAUUUCUCAUCCUGGCUUGCCUUUCCGUUUUGUUUUCCAUGGUUGCACUCACAUGGCUCGUUCCCUCUCCAAGGUGGCUCACCAUUCAUGGCCGCAAGGCCGAGGCCAAUGCCGUCUGGGAUCUGUUGGGCGUUAGCUAUGCAGAAAGGGAAAAGAGUGAAAUCGAACAAGACAGAGGAUCCGUAAUCCAGGGCCCAGUCUCUCAAGAAGUUGCCGUGACCAAUGUGCCCAGUAUGGAUACCACGGCGACAGCGGUACAAGACGGUAACCGGUCCUUGAAACACAAGCUAUUUGAUAUUUUCUCAAAGGAUGUCCGGUCACGUACAGCCCUUGCUGUGUUUUUGAUGGCAAUGCAGCAGCUUAGCGGGAUAGAUGGUGUUCUUUACUAUGCUCCCUUACUCUUCGAACAAGCAGGACUCGCAUCAGCAGAUGCCAGCUUCUUCGCGUCCGGUGUUUCAGCUCUCGUUAUUUUCAUAGUGACCAUUCCAGCCCUAAUCUGGGCCGACAAAUGGGGCCGUCGGCAUAGCGUCAUAUACGGCGGUGUUGGCAUUAGUCUCACCAUGUUUCUAAUGGGCGCACUCUAUGCAGACAAAACAGUGCAUGGCACAACUGGAGCAGGUCGCUGGGUCGUAAUUGUCUCUAUCUAUAUCUUCGCUGUGGUAUUCUCCCUCAGCUGGGCCGUCGGCAUCAAGAUCUAUGCAGCAGAGAUUCAGCCGCAAAGGACCCGUGCUUCAGCUACCAGUCUAGCGCACGGCAGCAACUGGGCCACAAACUUCCUUGUCGCCCUUACAACUCCGAUUCUGCUAUCCAAGAGUAGCUUUGGAGCGUAUUUUCUUUUUGGUGGGUGGAUGCCGCCCCGCAAGAGAGCCACGGCUCCUGUCAGUGCGCGAGCUGCGCAGCCUGCAGAGGCCGGGGCAUCAUCCAAAACGACGACAGAAACCGCACGACGGAAGCGCGCCGCCCAAUCCAAAGAAGCCAAGGAGGCGUCCAAUUCCGAACACCCAACUCAAGGCGGACAAGACCAUGCUGCCGACACAGAGCAGACAGAACAGGUCCCAGAGCCGCAAUACCCAUAUCAUCACCGCGAUCCAUUUGAUGCGCUGCUGGAGCCUUUUUACGCCAAUAAAUCCCUGACUGAUCCGAUCAACACCGCCAAGGACAAAUGGAAUCUCUUGCCCGCGUUUUUAAAGGUAAAGGGUUUGGUGAAGCAGCACAUUGACUCAUACAACUACCUCGUGGAAGUGCAGUUGAAGAAAAUCGUCGAGUCAAGUAAUACGAUUCGCAGCGAUGUAGACCAUAAUUUUUACAUCAAGUUUACCGACAUCUAUCUUGGGUUCCCUCGCCGAGCGGACGAGCCUCAGGAUGUGCGGACCGAAUUCGACGAAUCAACUGUGACACCCCAAGAGUGCCGACUGCGCGACACGACCUAUGCCGCUCCUAUCCAGGUCGACUUUGAAUAUAUCCGUGGCCGCCAGAGGGUGAGGAGAAAGGGUGUUGCUAUUGGUAGAAUGCCGGUUAUGCUUCGCAGUUCGAAGUGUGUGCUGGCGAACAAGUCCCCUGCGCAGAUGACUGUUCUCAACGAGUGCCCUCUUGACCCUGGUGGAUACUUCAUCGUCAAUGGAACGGAGAAGGUGAUUCUCGUUCAGGAACAGCUGAGCAAAAACAGAAUUAUCGUUGAAACGGAUCCCAAGAAAGAGAUAGUCCAGGCUUCUGUUACAAGUUCCUCAAACGAGCGUAAAUCUAAGAGUUACAUCAUCCUGAAGAAGGAUAGGUUAUACGUCAAACACAACGUUCUUAGCGAGGACAUCCCCAUCGUCAUACUUCUCAAAGCGAUGGGCAUACACACCGACAAAGAAAUGAUGCUUCUAGUUGCUGGUGUGGAUAAGGUUUACCAGGAAGAUUUCGCGAUCAACUUUGAGGAGGCUAUCAAGGUCGGCGUUUUUACACAGCAACAGGCGCUUGAAUGGAUUGGUUCCCGAAUUAAGAUCAACCGUAAGCAGAUGUCUUAUCGCCGAACUCACGUUCAAGAGGCCGUCGAGGCUAUUGCGUCGGUCAUUAUUUCCCAUAUCGAAGUCAAGGAUAUGAACUUCCGUCCCAAAGCCAUUUAUGUUGCGAACAUGGCUCGGCGUGUCCUCAUGGCCAAGAACGAUGCUGCAUUGGUAGAUGAUCGUGAUUAUUUGGGAAACAAAAGAUUGGAGUUGGCUGGACAGCUGCUGGCUCUCCUUUUUGAAGACCUUUUCAAGAAGUUUUGUUUUGAUAUCAAAAUGAACAUCGAUAAGGUUCUGAAUAAGCGCAACCGAGCCGAGGCGUUUGACGCUUGGAGUGUUAUUGGCAUGCAUAGCAAUCAUAUCACGCAGGGCAUGAACCGAGCUAUCUCAACGGGUAACUGGAGUUUGAAGCGUUUCCGCAUGGAACGUGCUGGUGUUACCCACGUGCUCAGUCGGUUAAGUUAUAUUGCGGCUCUCGGAAUGAUGACGCGUAUUAGCAGUCAGUUUGAGAAAACGAGGAAGGUCAGCGGUCCCAGAGCUCUGCAGCCCUCGCAGUUUGGAAUGAUUUGUCUCGCGGAUACUCCGGAAGGUGAAGCCUGUGGUCUUGUGAAGAACCUUGCCCUUAUGACACAUAUUACGACGAACGACGAAGAAGGCCCAAUAAGAAACCUUAUUUUCAUGCUUGGGGCAGAAGACAUCCAAACCGUUGGUGGGAAGGAAAUUUAUGCACCUGGCAGUUACACCAUCUCAAUCAACGGUACGCCAAUGGCGCUAACACGACGCCCGAAACAUUUCUUGAACGCAUUCCGAAGGCUACGGCGAAUGGGCAGGAUCUCCGAGUUUGUGAGUAUCUACAUCAACCACCACCAGCGUGCUGUGCAUGUUGCAACCGACGAUGGACGCAUCUGCAGGCCGCUCAUUAUUGUCGAGAAUGGCAAGUCGUGCGUCAAGAAACAUCAUCUUCGCAAACUCCGUGACGGGACGAUGCAAUUUGAUGAUUUUCUUGCCCAGGGUUUGGUAGAAUACGUGGACGUCAACGAGGAGAACGACUCGUUGAUCGCAAUCUAUGAGAAGGACAUCAGUGACACGACCACGCACAUGGAAAUCGAACCAUUCACCAUCCUAGGUGCUGUCGCCGGUCUUAUCCCUUACCCCCAUCACAACCAAUCUCCGCGUAACACUUACCAAUGUGCUAUGGGUAAGCAAGCGAUUGGAGCCAUCGCAUCAAACCAGUUCCUCCGCAUAGAUUCCAUCCUUUACUUGAUGGUUUACCCACAGAAGCCCAUGGUCAAAUCACGCACGAUUGAAUUGACCAAAUAUGAUCAGCUUCCCGCUGGCCAAAACGCUACCGUUGCCGUCAUGAGUUAUUCUGGUUACGAUAUUGAGGAUGCGCUGGUCUUGAACAAGGGCUCGGUCGACCGAGGCUUUGGUCGUUGCCAGGUCUUCCGCAAGUAUGUUACCAACAUGAAGAGCUAUUCCAACGGAACGAAGGAUAUCCUGAACCCGCCCACCUAUGAGAACGACGCGCCAAUCAGGAAACAUGCUCUGCUAGAAAACGAUGGUUUGGCAGCUGUCGGCGAACAAGUCAAUUCUGGAGAGGUUUACAUCAACAAGUCCACACCAGAUCAAUCAUUGUCAUCAGGCUUCCCGGCGUCCGAUUCAGGCCGGCCGAUUAGCUACAAUCCAACUCCGAUGACCUACAAACUCCCUGACCCCUCCUACGUCGACAAGGUCAUGGUUUCUUGUACCGAGAACGAGAAUCAAAUCAUCAAGGUUCUCACGCGCCAGACCAGACGGCCUGAAGUUGGUGACAAGUUCUCAUCCCGUCACGGACAAAAGGGUGUCACUGGUAUCAUUGCCGAUCAAGCGGACAUGCCAUUCACUGACCAGGGUAUCAACCCCGAUAUUAUCAUGAACCCCCACGGUUUCCCCUCCCGUAUGACAGUCGGAAAGAUGUUGGAGCUCGUCGCAGGUAAAGCCGGUGUUCUUUCUGGGCAGCAUGGUUACGGAACCUGCUUCGGUGGCAGCCCUGUUGAGGAAAUGUCCCAGAUUCUGAUCGACAAGGGGUUCAGCUACGGUGGCAAGGACUAUCUCACUUCCGGGAUUACUGGCGAAGCCCUCCCAUUCUACGUCUUUACCGGUCCCAUCUACUACCAGAAACUGAAGCACAUGGUUCAAGACAAGAUGCAUUCGCGUGCCCGUGGUCCCCGUGCCACCCUUACUCGGCAGCCAACAGAAGGUCGUUCCCGAGACGGAGGUCUGCGUCUCGGAGAGAUGGAGCGUGAUUGUUUGAUCGCAUACGGUACCAGCCAACUUCUUCUAGAGCGUCUGAUGAUCUCGUCCGAUCGGCACGAGGUUGAUGUUUGCGAGCAGUGCGGCUUUAUGGGCUACCUGAACUGGUGUCAACGAUGCAAGUCCUCGAGAAGUGUCGUGAAGAUGAUCAUCCCGUAUGCGGCCAAGCUUCUUAUCCAGGAGCUUAUGAGUAUGAAUGUGACGGCUAGAUUGAAGCUCGAGGACGAGUUCCCUGAGACAAAGGGCCGGUAA
Molecule: messenger RNA, 4977 nt
Organism: Aspergillus versicolor CBS 583.65
Lineage: Eukaryota; Fungi; Ascomycota; Eurotiomycetes; Eurotiales; Aspergillaceae
Product: DNA-directed RNA polymerase III core subunit RET1
Exons: 6
Coding region: 1-4977 (1658 amino acids)
Biological process (GO): transmembrane transport; DNA-templated transcription
Cellular component (GO): membrane; RNA polymerase III complex
Molecular function (GO): transmembrane transporter activity; DNA-directed RNA polymerase activity; ribonucleoside binding
Source: RefSeq, a predicted model, not a curated record